AUGGCAUCCAACCAAGGCAAUGGCACACUUUAUACCUUUCCGGGUAAUUUUCGUGCUUAUAAAGCUCAAAUUGCAGCUCGUUAUAGUGGAGCACGUUUGACUAUUGCCGGCGAAGAUAAAUUUAAAAUGAAUGAAACUAAUCGAUCAGAAGAAUAUCUUAACAAAUUUCCAACAGGCAAAGUACCAGCUUACGAAAAUGAUGCUGGUGUUCAUUUAUUUGAAUCCAAUGCAAUUGCUCAUUUUCUAUCAAAUGAACAACUUCGUGGUAAAACAUUAGCUGAACAAUCACAAGUUCUUCAAUGGAUUAGUUAUGGUGAACAUGAAAUAAAUCCAACAUCAGCUACAUUAGUUUAUCCAUGUAUGGGUAUUAUGCAAUUUAAUAAACAAAAUCAUGAACGUGCAAAAUCUGAAUUACAACAUAUUUUACAAUUACUUAAUAAUUAUCUUCGUGCAAGAACAUAUCUUGUUGGUGAACGUAUUACAUUAGCCGAUAUUGCUGUUGCUUGUGAUUUACUUUUACUUUUUCAAUGGAUACUCGAACCACAUUUACGUGAUCCUUAUCCACAUGUAAAUCGAUGGUUUUUAACAUUGAUUCAUCAAGAUGAAUUUCAAGCAGUUAUUGGUAAGGAUUUUAAAUUAUGUGAAAAAACAGCACAAUUUGAUGCAAAGAAAUAUGCUGAAAUUUCACGUCAAGAACAACCACUACAAACACAAGCAGCUACAAAAAAUAUUCCACAAGGAACAGAUCAAGGUGGAAAGAAAAAAGAAAAAGAAGAAAAACCAACUCAAGAAGCAGCAAAACCAGCAAAAAAAGAAAAGCCAAAGGAAAAAAAUGAAGAUGAAGAAGCUGGUGAUGAAACUGAAGAUGUUUAUGCUAAUGAACCUAAACAAAAAGAUCCAUUUGCUGAUAUGCCAAAAACAUCAUUUAAUAUGGAUGAAUUUAAACGUGUUUAUUCAAAUGAAGAUACAGCUACUAAAGCUCUACCAUAUUUUUGGAGUAAUUUUGAUAAGGAAAAUUGUUCAAUAUGGUUUUGUGAAUAUAAAUAUCCGGAAGAUUUAACACAAAUAUUUAUGACAUGUAAUUUAGUAUCCGGAUUUUUUCAACGUUUAGAUAAAUUACGUAAACAUGCAUUUGCUAGUAUGUGUGUUUUUGGUGAAAAUAAUAAUAAUACUAUUACUGGUGUUUGGGUUUGGCGUGGACAGCAACUUGCAUUUGAGCUUUCAUCUGAUUGGCAAGUUGAUUAUGAAUCUUAUUCAUGGAAAAAAUUAUCAGCUGAUGAUGAAAAUACAAAAAAAUUAGUUAAUCAAUAUUUUCUUUGGGAAGGUGAACAUAAUGAACAAGAAACGCUUGAUUUUUUCAAUGUCAUUGCUGAGCCUGAUGCAAGUGCUUAUAAUUUUGAAUUGUUACAUGAAAUUUCUAAUAAAGUUUAUCGAUACACUAAAAUUAUUAUUUAUCGGUUUUUAUCAAUUCUUAUUGGUUUACCAUUAAUGUUAUGCUGGGGUCUUAUUUUUGGUAUUUAUUCAUUCACUAUGAUAUGGAUUGCUGUACCAAUUCGUCGUUUAUGUCAAUCAGCAAUUGCUGAAGGUGGUUUGUAUAUUCAAACAAUAAGCGAUGCUAUUGUGGCUCCACUUUUUCGUUCAUUCGGACAAGUGUAUUCUAAUGUUCGCAUGACUUUAUUUAGUCACGCAAUUGAUUCAUCAAAACAAAUUCAAGGAUAA
Rotaria sordida is the source of this 1719-nucleotide messenger RNA. The record is from the annotation of a GenBank genome assembly. Lineage: Eukaryota; Metazoa; Rotifera; Eurotatoria; Philodinida; Philodinidae.